Molecule: messenger RNA, 3277 nt
Organism: Stomoxys calcitrans (stable fly)
Lineage: Eukaryota; Metazoa; Arthropoda; Insecta; Diptera; Muscidae
Gene: mAcon1
Product: probable aconitate hydratase, mitochondrial
Exons: 5
Coding region: 113-2473 (786 amino acids)
Biological process (GO): tricarboxylic acid cycle
Cellular component (GO): mitochondrion; cytosol
Molecular function (GO): 4 iron, 4 sulfur cluster binding; aconitate hydratase activity
Source: RefSeq, a predicted model, not a curated record
UUGUUCAGUCGUAGCCAGUCAAAAAUUCUUCCAGCUUGAGAAAGGCUGAAGAAUAUUAAAAUACGGUUCGGAAAUUUUUAAAGUUUAUUAUUGAUUGUGUUCUGGUAACAUAAUGGCAGCAACACUAAGAUUACUUCAAACACAGGCGCGCAAAGCCGGCCAAUAUGGCUUUGAUGUGCAGGCUCGUCAAUUCCAUGCCUCCACCUAUACAGCCUCUAAAGUUGCUCUUUCUAAAUUCGACACUGAUGUCUAUAUGCCUUAUGACAAGUUGUCCAAAACAUUGGAUGUUGUUAAGGGCCGUUUGAAUCGUCCCUUGACUUUGUCCGAGAAGAUUUUGUACUCUCACUUGGAUGAUCCCAAAAACCAGGAUAUUGAACGUGGUACUUCUUAUUUGCGUUUGCGCCCCGAUCGCGUCGCUAUGCAAGAUGCUACUGCUCAAAUGGCUCUGUUGCAGUUCAUUUCAUCCGGAUUGAAGAAAGUUGCCGUGCCCUCCACUGUACAUUGCGAUCACUUGAUUGAAGCUCAAAUUGGUGGCGUCAAGGAUUUGGCUCGUGCUAAGGACUUGAAUAAGGAAGUCUACGAUUUUCUGGCCAGUACUUGUGCCAAGUAUGGUCUUGGUUUCUGGAAACCAGGCAGUGGUAUUAUCCAUCAAAUUAUUUUGGAAAAUUAUGCUUUCCCCGGUUUGUUGAUGAUUGGUACAGAUUCGCACACACCCAACGGUGGUGGUCUUGGAGGUUUGUGCAUUGGUGUCGGUGGUGCUGACGCUGUUGAUGUAAUGGCCAAUAUUCCAUGGGAAUUGAAGUGCCCCAAAGUUAUUGGUGUGAAAUUGACCGGUAAAAUCGGUGGUUGGACCUCACCCAAGGAUGUUAUCUUGAAGGUUGCCGAUAUUCUUACUGUUAAGGGUGGUACUGGUGCCAUCAUUGAAUAUCAUGGCAAGGGCGUUGAUUCUAUCUCAUGUACCGGCAUGGCCACCAUUUGCAAUAUGGGUGCUGAAAUUGGUGCCACCACCUCCGUGUUCCCUUUCAAUGAGCGCAUGGCCGCUUAUCUGAAGUCCACUGGUCGCUCUGGCAUUGCCGAUGAAGCCAAGAAAGCCCAAGCUAAGAUAUUGUCCCCCGAUGCCAACUGUCAGUAUGAUGAAUUGAUUGAAAUCGAUUUGAACACAUUGGAACCCCAUGUCAAUGGUCCAUUCACCCCCGAUUUGGCCCAUCCCAUCAGUAAAUUGGGUGCCAAUGCCAAGAAGAAUGGUUACCCCGUCGACAUUAAGGUUGGCUUGAUCGGUUCCUGCACCAACUCUUCCUAUGAAGAUAUGGGUCGCUGUGCCAGCAUUGCCAAAAAUGCCAUGAAGCAUGGUUUGAAAUCCAAGAUUCCCUUCAAUGUUACCCCCGGCUCUGAACAAAUUCGUGCUACCAUUGAACGCGAUGGUAUCUCUAAGGUGUUCGAUGAGUUUGGCGGUACCGUGUUGGCCAACGCUUGCGGUCCCUGCAUUGGUCAAUGGGACCGUAAGGAUAUCAAGAAGGGUGACAAAAACACCAUUGUUACCUCCUACAAUCGUAACUUCACUGGACGUAAUGAUGCCAAUCCCGCUACCCAUGCUUUCGUAACCAGCCCUGAAUUGGUAACCGCUCUUUCCAUUGCUGGUCGUUUGGAUUUCAACCCACUUACCGAUGAAUUGACUGGUGCUGAUGGCAAGAAAUUCAAAUUGGAUGCUCCCUUCGGAGAUGAAUUACCCUCUAAAGGUUUCGACCCUGGCAUGGAUACCUAUGAUGCUCCUCCAGCUAGUGGUGAAAAUGUAAAAGUUGCUGUUGAUCCCAAGAGCCAGCGUUUGCAACUCUUGGCACCUUUCGAUAAGUGGGAUGGCAAAGAUCUUGUUGAUAUGACCGUACUCAUUAAGGUCAAGGGCAAGUGUACAACUGAUCACAUUUCCGCCGCUGGUCCAUGGUUGAAGUACCGUGGUCAUUUGGACAAUAUCUCUAACAAUAUGUUCAUCGGUGCCACCAACUACGAGAACAAUGAAAUGAAUAAUAUCAAAAAUCAACGUACUGGCAAAUUCGGUGGUGUUCCCGAUGUAGCUCGUGACUACAAGGCUAAUGGCAUCAAAUGGGUUGCCGUCGGUGAUGACAACUACGGUGAGGGUUCGUCUCGCGAACAUGCCGCUUUGGAACCCCGUCACUUGGGUGGUCGUGCCAUUAUUGUCAAAUCAUUUGCCCGUAUCCAUGAAACCAACUUGAAGAAACAAGGUCUAUUGCCCUUGACUUUCGCCAAUCCUGCUGAUUACGACAAGGUUGAACCCACCAGCAAAAUCUCAUUGCUUGGCUUGGCCAACUUGGCACCCGGCAAACAAGUUGAUUGUGAAAUUAAGAAUGGCGACAAAGUACAUAAGAUUAAGUUGAACCACACCAUGAACGAUCAACAGAUCACCUGGUUCAAGGCCGGCAGCGCCCUCAACCGCAUGAAGGAACUUUCUGGCAACUAAAUUCUCCGCUAAGAAUUUUUGCAUGCCUUCUUCUCAAAAACUUUAAAAUUUCUUUCGAUUCCCCACGUCUGAAUCAAAAAGUCUUCUCUUCACAUUGUUAAAUCUCUACGUUAUGCUUUUCGCCUAUUGUCCCCAUUUUAGUUUAGAUCAAUUUUUCGCUAGUAUUUUAAUUUGUACACCAUGCUGCUACAUGGUCGUCUCUACUCUGCAUGGUAUUUGAAUAUACUACACAGUUUUUGUAAAAUUAUUAAUUAUUUGUUUUUAACUUAUUAUGUAGAAAAUGAAUCGAAGAAAUAACUCGAUAUCAAUUGUUAUUGCAUAUGAAAAAAAACAAACCAACACAUUUAUACACCAUCGAUACAAAAACUACUACAUACGAUAUUGUACUUUUAAUAUAUAUAUAUUUUUUUUUUUGUGAAACAAUUUUAUUAUGAAAUGCAACAACAAUAACAACUUAUAGUAAUUGCGUAAUAUUAAUUCAUUCAUUUAACGAACCAUACCAUACCAAUCAAUACACUGUCUCAAAGAUAAAUAAAAAUAUUUAAGUCGAAAUAAAAACAAAUUUUCUAUAAACAAAUAAUGUCUAUUAAAAUCAAUACCAUAUACGGCCCAUACAAACAACAAGGGUCCUGUGUUUGCGCGAGAUUUAUUUUUAUUUUUGUAUUGCCAGGACAAUAAACAUCCAAAACGUUGAUGUUCGUUCCAUUCGAAAUCGAAAUUAUAAGGCGAGUACAUAUUUAUUAUAUAAAUAGAGUUCUUAGAAACAUUUGUGAGAAUAAAAUUCAAGUUAAAAAAAAAAACAAA